UACAAGCGUGGCAUCUGACUACGACGACGUGGCUAACUUUAUUGCAAUAUAUACCGUCUUUUUGUGUCCAUCUGAUAUCAGGUGGCUAACCUUUUAUUCUAAAAGGGUCAGUCACACCAUGCUCAAAAUAAACCAUUGUCAUCCUAAUAUUUGUUCUAAUAGAGUAUAGGAUUCAUUAUCCGAUUGACCGUUUCUUUUCUUCUUCCUCAAGUCGAGUAUCUAUUCGUACUUCCAACCCCUCCCUUCCCCUGGCCGCGGUAGCAAGGAAGCGCUUCGUUUGAAGGAUUGCUCGUCCGCUAUGCUACAAUCAUAAUCUCUACCCACCGCCAACCAUACUCCACCUCAGGCGAUAGCACCUCGCAUCCUCACCAAUUGAUUGUGGCCACGGCCAUCCCCUCUAGCUCUGUCGGACUCCGAUGACCUUAGCUCCCAACCUAAUCUCCCCGGGAGUUAGAGAAGAAGCUCCAUGGUAGAAGACGCCGUCUUGGAGAAAAAAAGAUACGGGUGCCAGUGCCACCCUCCAAAGUUGCACAACAACAAACUCUCCGGCCACGCACGCAAAUCGCAUUCGAGGCCGUUCGGCAAACUGGUCAGCACGGAGCUCAUGAGGCGUGGCAUUGACGGCGUUCUCUGCUCGCGGCCGUGUCCCAGGGAUCGGAGGCUCGCUGCCGUGCCCGCACCAGUCAGUGCCCUCGACCCUCUUGCCGGCUUUGGCGCUCCCUGCCGUUCUGCCACCAGCGUCCUGUAAACCUCGGCGCCGCCUCGACCUCUUUUCUCCUAAAUCCAGCGGUCGAACCCUCCAUCUCAUCUCCCAGAUUGUCAAACCCCAAACUGCUAAAUUCCAACCACGGUCUCCUCUCUCUCGGUCUCUCCCCCCGGUUGGGUGCCUGCCCGGCAUGGAGGUCCCCGCGCCUGAUCCCGCCAGGAAGCGGAAGGACAGGGACGCCGCGUCCCCACCCGAGCCGGCCGCCGCCCCAGGCGGCGACGGCGGCAACUUGCUCCUGGCCGGGCUCCUCGCGCACGAGUUCCUCUCGUCCGGCACGGUCCUCGGCGAGCCGCGCGGGCCCGGGACGGAGGCGGCGAGUGCGACGGGCGGGGCCGCGCGGUACGAGGCCGUGGCCGCGCUGGUGCUGCGCGGCGGGGCCCGCGUCCGCGUGCCGGGGGUGGUGAACCCCUCGCAGCUCGCCGCGUGGACCGGGAGGUGAGCGCCGAGGAGGCGGAGGCGGCGCGCCGGCUGCGGGGGGGCCACGUGGCGCGUGGAGAUCGGGGGGAAGCAGGAGCAUGUCUUCCUCGACCACCUCUGCCGGCAUCUUGUUGCGAGCCGUGCUGAACUGCUGAUGUACUGAUGUAGCAGCUAUGGUUUUACCACUGCACUUUGCAAACUGUGGGAUUUUGUAA
Molecule: messenger RNA, 1398 nt
Organism: Panicum hallii
Lineage: Eukaryota; Viridiplantae; Streptophyta; Magnoliopsida; Poales; Poaceae
Exons: 1
Coding region: 897-1205 (102 amino acids)
Source: RefSeq, a predicted model, not a curated record